AUGGCGGCACAGGCAGCAAAGGCCGACGCUGCGAUGGCGCAUGCAGCGGCGGCGUCCCGCGACUACCGCGUCGCUCCUCGCCUCGACUACCGAACGGUGGCAGGCGUCGAAGGGCCGCUCGUCAUUCUGGAUGAUGUGAAGUUUCCCAUGUACAAAGAGAUUGUGAACAUCCACCUCGGAGAUGGAUCCGUCAGAGAGGGACAGGUCUUGGAGGUCCGCGGAAAGCGCGCGGUGGUUCAGGUGUUUGAGGGGACUUCUGGAAUCGAUACGCGGCAAUGCCACGCAGAGUUCACCGGGGACGUCUUGAAGAUGCCAAUCAGCGAGGAGAUGCUGGGGCGAGCUUUCAACGGGAGCGGGAAGCCGAUUGACCGGGGCCCGCGCGUUCUCGCCGAGGAAUUCCUCGACAUCGACGGCUGCCCCCUCAAUCCGCAGUGUCGUGUGUAUCCCAAGGAGAUGAUUCAGACGGGGAUCUCUGCGAUCGACGUGAUGAACAGCGUCGUCCGAGGCCAAAAGAUUCCGCUUUUCUCGGCUGCCGGGUUGCCGCACAACGAGAUUGGCGCUCAGAUAUGCAGGCAGGCGAGUCUGGUGGCGGGGAAAGACGUGAAGGACCACUCGGACGAGAACUUCGCGGUCGUCUUUGGCGCGAUGGGCGUGAACAUGGAGACGGCGCGAUUCUUCCGCCAGGACUUCGAGGAGAACGGCAGCAUGGAGCGCGUCGCGCUCUUUCUGAAUCUCGCGAACGAUCCGACAAUCGAACGCAUCAUCACCCCCCGCCUCGCUUUGACCACCGCCGAGUACCUCGCCUAUGAGCGGGAAAUGCACGUCUUUGUUAUCCUCACAGACAUGACGGCGUACGCUGACGCGCUCCGCGAAAUCUCCGCCGCGAGAGAAGAAGUCCCUGGGCGACGCGGUUACCCCGGCUACAUGUACACGGACUUGUCGAUGAUCUACGAACGCGCUGGACGCGUCGAGGGCCGCAACGGCUCCAUCACGCAGUUCCCUAUCCUCACCAUGCCGAACGACGACAUCACGCACCCCGUGCCCGAUCUUACUGGGUACAUUACAGAGGGACAAAUCUUUGUCGACCGUGGGCUCCACAACCGACAAAUCUAUCCCCCGAUCAACGUCUUGCCUUCCCUCAGUCGACUCAUGAAAUCCGGCAUUGGCCGAGGCAUGACUCGCGAAGACCACCCCCAAGUUUCCGACCAGCUGUAUGCGAACUAUGCGAUCGGGCAGGACACGCGGGCGAUGAAGGCUGUUGUUGGCGAGGAGGCUCUUUCGCCAGACGAUUUGUUGUAUCUGGAAUUCACCGACAAGUUCGAGAACCGGCUCCUCACCCAAGGCCCGUACGAGAACCGGUCCAUCUUCCAGUCUCUGGACAUUGCCUGGGAACUGCUGCGUAUCUUCCCCGAAGACAUGCUGAAGAAAAUCAAGGAAGAAGAACUCCGCAAAUACUACCCGCGCGACAAGUACCUGGAGGAGCAGGAACGCAACGACAAACGCGUACCGCCUUCAUGA
Messenger RNA from Neospora caninum, 1518 nucleotides. Its product is annotated as V-type ATP synthase beta chain, related. The transcript is spliced from 3 exons. Bases 1 to 1518 code for a protein of 505 amino acids. Gene Ontology annotation, cellular component: proton-transporting V-type ATPase, V1 domain. Gene Ontology annotation, molecular function: proton-transporting ATPase activity, rotational mechanism; ATP binding. NCBI's taxonomy places the organism in Eukaryota, Apicomplexa, Conoidasida, Eucoccidiorida, Sarcocystidae. The record is from RefSeq and is a predicted model, not a curated record. Gene Ontology annotation, biological process: proton transmembrane transport; ATP metabolic process.